AUGCACUGCAAGAUGAACUUCCGGUCCACCAAGCGUCUUCCUCACAAGCUCGUUCUUCUCCUUGACCCCGCCGUCCACGCGCGCCAGCACGGCCAAACAUGCCAAAAGGCCAACGACGCGGCCACAAGUCUGGACGUCCCGUCGAAAGGCCGAGCCACGAAGAUCAGGCACGUCAAGUUCGUGCUGAGCAGCAACCCGCCAAAGGACUGGAGUAUCAGCCGAACGGCGGUGGUCGGGGCCGGCAGCUGGCUGGCAGGGUUGAGUAUAAAGGAGCAAGCGGCGGCCGUCUCGAUGGCCACGUGUAGGAGAAAGGGGAGUUUAGCGGCGUGGAGUAGCGCCAUCGUGGGGGGAAACAGGAAGGCGGAGGAGACGGAGGGUGGUGGUGUGGCCAACGAGGGCUGA
Colletotrichum higginsianum IMI 349063 is the source of this 402-nucleotide messenger RNA. RefSeq lists its product as uncharacterized. The transcript has 2 exons. The record is from RefSeq and is a predicted model, not a curated record. Bases 1 to 402 code for a protein of 133 amino acids. NCBI's taxonomy places the organism in Eukaryota, Fungi, Ascomycota, Sordariomycetes, Glomerellales, Glomerellaceae.